Anolis carolinensis (green anole) is the source of this 794-nucleotide messenger RNA. RefSeq names its product lysozyme g. Lineage: Eukaryota; Metazoa; Chordata; Lepidosauria; Squamata; Anolidae. The transcript is spliced from 5 exons. Gene Ontology annotation, biological process: peptidoglycan catabolic process; defense response to Gram-positive bacterium. Bases 144 to 704 code for a protein of 186 amino acids. Gene Ontology annotation, molecular function: lysozyme activity. The record is from RefSeq and is a predicted model, not a curated record. Gene Ontology annotation, cellular component: extracellular region.
UCUUUCCCAGAUUGCUCAACUGCCAGGCCCAUAAAUAAGCCGCCAGAGAGACAGGAAGGAAACUGAUACUGAAAGUGAAGCUGGACUGUUUCUUUUCUUUUCCCAGUUACAGUUCUAAGAGAGACUAGAAACGUCAAGGAAUCAUGGCAGCUUGCGCUUAUGGCAAUAUUAUACAUGUUGAUACUACUGGAGCGUCCGCUGAAACUGGAAAACAAGAAGGCCUGAGUUAUGGUGGGGUUCCAGCUUCAGAAAAAAAUGCAGAGAGAGAUCUAAAGAAUCUGGAGAAAUAUAAGACAAAGAUUAUGAAUGUCAGUAGAAAAACAGGUAUUGAUCCAGCUCUAAUUGCUGCUAUAAUCUCCCGAGAAUCUCAUGCUGGAACUCUCCUGAAGAAUGGCUGGGGUGACCAUGGAAAUGGAUUUGGUUUGAUGCAGGUUGACAAACGAUUCCAUAAACCCACAGGCACAUGGGAUAGUGAGGAACAUAUGACUCAGGCUACCAGCAUUCUGUGUUCCAUGAUAAAGGACAUUGAAAAAAAAUUUCCGCAGUGGACUAAGGAACAACAGCUCAAAGGUGGAAUUUCAGCCUACAAUGCAGGUGUUAACAAUGUCAAAACUUAUGACCGAAUGGAUAUAGGCACAACAAAGAAUGAUUAUGCCAAUGAUGUUGUUGCAAGAGCUAAGUUUUACAAAAGAAAUGGAUACUAAUAAUGCUUUCCAACAAUUACUUGAAAUGAAUACAUAAUCAACCAAUUUAUGAAAACAUGUAUAUUCCUAAUAAAAUACAUGUUCAUUGUA